Eucalyptus grandis is the source of this 4587-nucleotide messenger RNA. Its product is annotated as myosin-9. Gene Ontology annotation, biological process: vesicle transport along actin filament; actin filament organization; pollen tube growth. Gene Ontology annotation, cellular component: cytoplasm; actin cytoskeleton; myosin complex. The record is from RefSeq and is a predicted model, not a curated record. Bases 166 to 4587 code for a protein of 1473 amino acids. The transcript is spliced from 37 exons. Gene Ontology annotation, molecular function: actin filament binding; ATP binding; microfilament motor activity. Lineage: Eukaryota; Viridiplantae; Streptophyta; Magnoliopsida; Myrtales; Myrtaceae.
GGAACACCGGUGAAUAUAAUUGUCGGUUCUCAUGUCUGGGUCGAAGACCCUGAAUCAGCUUGGAUUGACGGCCAGGUGUUGAAGAUCAAUGGGCAGGAAGUUGAGAUUCAGGCCACUGAUGGGAAGAAGGUGGUCGCAAACUUAUCAAAACUAUACCCGAAAGACAUGGAAGCUCCGGCAGGUGGAGUUGAUGACAUGACCAAGUUAUCGUACUUGCACGAGCCUGGAGUUCUGCAGAAUCUGAAGACGAGAUACGAAUUGAAUGAAAUCUAUACAUACACUGGAAGCAUUCUUAUUGCCAUUAAUCCAUUCCAAAGACUUCCUCAUAUCUACGAUUCUCACAUGAUGCAACAAUAUAAGGGAGCGCCUCUUGGGGAACUGAGCCCCCAUGUUUUUGCAGUGGCUGAUGUUGCAUACAGGGCAAUGAUACAUGAGGGAAAGAGUAAUUCUAUUCUAGUCAGUGGAGAAAGUGGAGCAGGAAAAACUGAGACCACGAAAAUGCUUAUGAGAUACCUUGCCUUUUUGGGAGGCCGAGCUGCAACCGAAGGACGGACAGUUGAACAACAAGUUCUAGAAUCAAAUCCGGUUCUUGAAGCAUUUGGGAAUGCCAAAACUGUUCGAAAUAACAAUUCCAGUCGUUUCGGGAAGUUUGUGGAGAUACAGUUUGAUAAGCACGGAAGAAUAUCGGGCGCAGCCAUUAGGACAUACCUUUUAGAGAGGUCUCGUGUUUGCCAAAUUAAUGAUCCGGAGCGCAAUUACCAUUGCUUUUACAUGCUUUGUGCAGCUCCUCAGGAGGAAAUUGAGAAGUACAAGCUAGCAAAUCCCAAAUCAUUUCAUUAUCUCAACCAGUCCAAAUGCUAUGAGCUGGUUGGUGUAAACGAUGCACAUGACUAUCUUGCCACUAGACGAGCCAUGGACAUCGUGGGAAUAAGUGCAAAAGAUCAGGAAGCAAUUUUUAGAGUUGUUGCUGCGAUUCUCCAUCUUGGAAAUAUUGUAUUUUGCAAGGGAAAGGAAAUUGAUUCAUCCGUCCCCCAAGAUGAUCAAGGAAUAUUUCAUCUCAAAAUGACAGCAGAGCUUCUCAUGUGUGACCCCACAGCGCUGGAAGAUGCUUUAUGCAAGCGUGUUAUGAUCACUCCUGAAGAGGUCAUAAAGCGUUGUCUUGAUCCUCAAAGUGCAACUGUUAGCAGGGAUGGAUUAGCAAAGACAAUAUAUUCCCGGUUGUUUGAUUGGUUAGUUGACAAAAUAAACUCCUCGAUUGGACAAGAUGCCACUUCAAAAUCACUGAUUGGAGUCCUUGAUAUUUAUGGCUUUGAAAGUUUCAAAGCUAAUAGUUUUGAGCAGUUCUGUAUUAACUUUACAAAUGAGAAACUGCAACAACACUUUAACCAGCACGUCUUCAAGAUGGAACAAGAAGAAUACACAAAAGAAGAGAUCGAUUGGAGCUACAUAGAAUUCGUCGAUAAUCAAGAUGUCUUGGAUCUUAUUGAAAAGAAACCCGGUGGAAUCGUCGCCCUGCUUGAUGAAGCAUGUAUGUUUCCCAAGUCAACGCAUGAAACAUUCGCAAACAAACUUUAUCAGACAUUCAAAACUAACAAGCGCUUCAUCAAACCAAAACUGUCACGGACUGAUUUUACCAUCGCACAUUAUGCUGGAGAGGUCUUGUACCAAUCUGACCAAUUCCUAGACAAGAACAAGGACUAUGUCGUGCCGGAGCAUCAAGAUUUGUUGGGUGCGUCGAAGUGUAGUUUUGUCGCUGGCCUUUUUCCUCCUCUCCCAGAGGAGACCAGCAAAUCUUCCAAGUUUUCCUCCAUCGGAUCUCGAUUCAAGCUGCAACUACAACAACUAAUGGAAACAUUGAACUCCACGGAACCCCACUAUAUCAGAUGUGUUAAGCCAAACAACCUUCUCAAACCAGCCAUAUUUGAGAAUGUCAAUAUCAUGCAACAAUUGCGUUGUGGUGGUGUCUUAGAGGCGAUAAGAAUCAGCUGUGCUGGAUACCCAACUCGCCGCCCCUUCUUUGACUUCAUUAACCGCUUUGGAAUUCUUGCUCCGGAGUUUGUCGAAGGAAACUUCGACGAAAAGGAAGCUUGCAAGAAGAUUCUCGAAAAGAAGGGGCUCAAAGGGUUUCAGAUAGGUAAAACAAAAGUCUUCUUGAGGGCCGGUCAGAUGGCUGAAUUAGAUGCACGGAGAGCAGAGGUACUGAGCAACGCUGCGAAAACAAUCCAACGACGUAUAAGGACCCACCAUGCUCGCAAGCGAUUCAUUGCUGUUAGAAAGGCAACGAUCGUUGUUCAAUCUUUGUGGAGAGGACGGUUGGCUUACAAGCUUUACGAUCAGAUGAGGCGGGAGGCAAAUGCUGUGAAAAUUCAGAAACACAUACGUAGGUACCAAGCAAGAAUGACUUACAGCAAACUCCGUGCUUCAGUGCUCGUCUUGCAAGUGGGUUUAAGGUCGAUGGCUGCACGAAAAGAAUUCAGAUUCAGGAAGCGAACAAAAGCAGCGAUCAUUAUUCAGACGAGAUGGCGGUGUCAUAGGGCUGCCUCCUACUACAGGAGGCUUCAAAGGGGAUGUACAGUUGCACAAUGUAGAUGGAGAGGAAGGAUUGCCAAAAAAGAACUUAGGAAACUGAAAAUGGCUGCAAGGGAAACAGGCGCACUCAAAGAAGCAAAGGAUAAGCUUGAAAAACAUGUGGAAGAACUUACGUGGCGCCUACAACUGGAAAAACGUUUAAGGACUGACUUAGAAGAAGCCAAAGCACAGGAAAUAGCAAAGUUGCAAAAUACAGUGCAAGCCUUGCAGACCAAGGUCGACGAAUCAAAUGCAGAGCUUGUCAAGGAACGAGAAGCUGCCAAAAAAACCAUCGAAGAAGCACCUCCUGUUAUUAAAGAAACCCAAGUUUUUGUGGAGGACACAAAGAAAGUCGAAUCUCUAACAUCAGAAGUGGAGAACCUGAAGGCCAUGCUGGAUUCAGAGCGAGAAAGAGCAGGUGAAUCAGAUAAAAAGUACACAGAAGCCCUGGAGAACAGUGAAGAACGACGUAAAAAGCUAGAAGAAGCAGAGAAGAAGGUUCAUCAACUCCAGGAAUCUCUGACCAGGCUAGAAGAGAAGAUCAAUAAUCUAGAAUCAGAGAAUCAAGUAUUUCGUCAGCAGGCUGUGUCAAUGGCACCCAAUAAGUUCCUUUCAGGUCGAUCCAGAUCAAUCAUUCAGAGAGGUGCUGACAGUGGUCAUCUGUCAACAGACUCGAGGCCAAAUCUGGAUCUAUAUAGUCAUUCGAUCAACCACAGAGAGUCUUCCGAAAUAGAGGAUAAACCUCAAAAGUCAUUGAACGAAAAGCAGCAGGAGAAUCAAGAGCUGCUCAUCAGAUGUAUCGCACAGCACCUCGGCUUUUCUGGGAACCGACCAAUUGCUGCCUGCAUCAUAUAUAAAUGUUUGUUACACUGGCGAUCCUUUGAAGUUGAGCGUACAAGCGUUUUUGAUCGGAUCAUUCAGACAAUAGGCAAUGCUAUUGAGACUCAGGAUAACAAUGAUGUUUUGGCUUAUUGGUUGUCUAAUGCCUCGACACUUUUGCUUUUGCUCCAACGCACACUAAAAGCAAGUGGUGCAGCUGGAAUGGCCCCACAGCGUCGAAGAUCAUCGUCUGCCACCCUGUUUGGAAGAAUGACACAAAGUUUCCGUGGAACACCACAGGGCAUUAACCUAUCCAUGAUCAACGGCAGUAUUGGCGGAGGAAUGGAUUCUUUACGGCAAGUUGAAGCAAAAUAUCCAGCUUUGCUUUUCAAACAGCAAUUGACGGCAUACGUGGAAAAGAUAUAUGGAAUGAUUCGAGAUAACCUGAAAAAGGAAAUAUCUCCACUACUCGGCUUAUGCAUCCAGGCACCAAGAACAUCAAGAGCGAGCUUAGUCAAGGGGGCUCGCUCGGUGGCAAAUACAGCAGCCCAGCAAGCUCUAAUUGCACACUGGCAGGGAAUUGUGAAGAGCCUCGGGAACUUCUUAGAUACCCUGAAAUCAAAUCAUGUGCCACCCUUUUUGGUUCGUAAAGUAUUCAUUCAAAUCUUUUCAUUCAUCAACGUCCAGCUAUUCAACAGUCUUCUGUUGCGGCGAGAAUGCUGCUCGUUUAGCAAUGGGGAAUAUGUCAAAGCAGGCUUAGCUGAGCUGGAACACUGGUGUUACAAGGCAACGGACGAGUAUGCAGGUUCGGCUUGGGAUGAGCUAAAGCAUAUUCGACAGGCAAUCGGGUUUCUGGUCAUACAUCAAAAGCCGAAGAAAACGCUGGAUGAAAUAAGCCAUGAUUUGUGUCCAGUUUUAAGCAUUCAGCAGCUGUACCGGAUCAGUACGAUGUACUGGGACGACAAGUAUGGCACACACAGUGUAUCUCCGGAUGUCAUUUCAAAUAUGAGGGUGUUGAUGACCGAAGAUUCAAACAAUGCCGUCAGUAGUUCAUUCCUACUCGACGACGAUUCCAGCAUUCCAUUCUCGGUGGACGACAUAUCAAAGUCAAUGGAACAAAUGGACAUAGCAGACAUCGAGCCUCCGCCGCUAAUCCACGAGAACUCAGGCUUCAGCUUCUUGUUACCACGUUCUGACUGA